AGUAAAAAUACAAGCAAUUUUAAAUCAAUUAAAGAUGUGAAUGUAGGAAAAGAGCACCCGAUAUGCGCAGACCAUGUCUGUUCAGUGUCUCACUCAGUGUGUCAAAUAUUAAUUUGCACGGCCCACUUAGCCAGUACAUUAAAGUAGGAAUUGCGUAAUUAAGUUCAACAUAAUAUAUUAUUUAAGUCGCGGUUGAGUAUUCGGACGUUAAACAUGAGUUUGUGGAAGUUUAAGUAAUAGAACUGAGGUAAUGAUGUUUAUAAUAAAACUCAGUGCUAGAUUUUCGACAACGCAGCAAUUUCCAAAAAAAACCGUCGAAAAAAAUCACCAUGACGACGAAGCAAUGUUUAGAAUUGAAUUUACAUAAAUAAAAGGUUGCAAGCACGUGUUUUGUAUUUACAUAGGGUUACACAGAAUUACUUAAGGUAAAUUCAAAACUGAUGCAUGUGUAUAAUUUUGUCCUAUAAUUAAAUUAUAUAUGGUCACCACAUUAGACAAGGACACCGCGACCAAAAAGUAUUCUCUUUCGAGACCGAUUUCUCGGCAUUAGACAGCACUCCAGUUGUAGGUACAUAUUAACUCCAUGUACUUCAGUGAGGAUCAUAGAUUAUGGUGAGGAUUACUCAUAGUUCAUACAAUACAACACUUUAAUUGAUUACUCAUCGACUCGAUUCGUCCGUCCAUUUAUUUUUUUGGUUUGUUGGAAUAACAAAAAUAAUAGCUAAAAAAUUAUUGGAGAACAAAGAUGUUUUCGACAAAUCCAAAUUACACCAAACUCAAAACCCAUUUGAGAUUAGCGAUAAACCGUCUAAAAUUAUUGGAGAAGAAGAAAACGGAAUUAGCGCAGAAAUCACGGAAAGAGAUUGCUGAAUACAUAGCUUCAGGUAAAAGUGAACGUGCCAAAAUAAGAGUGGAGCACAUAAUAAGAGAGGACUACAUGGUAGAGGCUAUGGAAAUAGUAGAAAUGUACUGUGACUUGAUACUAGCUAGGUUUGGUCUUGUCACUCAGAUGAAGGAACUCGAUGAAGGUCUUGCUGAAGCUAUAUCCACUCUGAUAUGGGUAGCUCCUAGGAUGCACACAGAUGUACAAGAAUUAAAAAUAAUAUCUGACUUGCUCACUGCAAAAUAUGGAAAGGUAUAUGCUGAUGCAUGUAGAGGCGAGAAUGUGAACACAAUAAGUGACAAAUUGAAGCACAAAAUGUCUGUGCACAGUCCACCUAAAAUAUUAGUUGAGAAAUAUCUCAUUGAAAUUGCUAAGAAUUACAAUGUUGAGUACACCCCUGAUGAACAAGUUAUGAGGGCAGAAGAGGGUCAUGAUGCGCUACUGAUAGAUGUAAAUGGACCUCCAAUGCCUCCAGGCUUCAUUGGUUAUCCUCCACAACCAACAAUGCAGAUGCCUAAUCUACCACCUCCAACUGUACAACCCUUUACCUAUCCGACUGAAGCAUCUGGUGGAAAAGCGGGUGGCUUCAUAGCAACUCCACCUGCAAGUUAUGGAGUUCCGAACCAGCCUCCUAUCGGGUACGCCAUGCCCCCUGGGACAGACUCUAAGAAUUUUAGCAAUAGUUUUCUACAGGAGGAAAUGAGCAAUUUACCACCCGCUUAUGACAGCAUCCAUCACGAUUUGCCUGCCCACGUGCCCACACCCCAGCCGAGGUCAAGGGCGCCGCCAUCGAACUAUUUCCCGGAACUGCCUGAGCUUCCCUCUGUGCCGUCCGACUUGGUUCUACCCUCAGUCCCAAACAGCAACAACUCGAACACUUCCAACAACGCCGCGAACGCUCCUGGUCCCUCUGAUGAGAUCGACUUCGAUGAUCUGAACCGGCGGUUUGAAGAGUUGAAGAAGAAAAAGUAAACUAUCGGCUCACGUCAUUAAUGCUAGUUCCACAUGUUUGAAACAACUUCAAGUUUCAUGUAUUGUAAUAGCAUCUUCCUUGUUGAAAACUCUUUUAGUAAUCAAGUCAGUAUUAUUAAAUAUUAUACUAUAAAAACCAUCUGAAGCGACAUCUAUACUUUAAACACAUUAACUAAGCAAUGAAUAGAUCGCAAAGUAUAGAGUAUCAUGCUUAAGUUGUUUCAAUCAUAGUUAGAACAUAAUAUAUUAUUAUAAUAUAAUAUUUUUUUACAAAUAUAAAAUUAUAUGCUUAUGCCACGAUAUGUCAAUAUAUUGAUGAAGCAUGCUAGAGAAUAACACUGCGUAGGUCAUAUCCAUUAACUAGUAUACAUCAUGCCCGAGUCUCAAGUAUAUAUUGUAUUUUUUUAAAGUUUAAGCAAUUAACUUUUGUGUGAUAAAUAAAAUCAGAGCAAUUUUUUUCUCAAUUUAAAUCUGAAUUAUAGCUGUAUUGUAUUUGUAACUAAUGGUGCUCAAUUGCUGAUUUUGAUUUGGUAAAUUGAUUGGUUAGCUAAAAAAACUGACUACAAUAAAAUUUGUUACUUAGCACAUGAAUUAUGUAACUUCAAUGAAAAUUUUUCUAUUCUAAUUUUUUAUAGUACACUUGUAUAAUAUUAUUAUUAUUAUUGUGAUGUAAUGUGGUUUUAUGUAGCUCACGAAGAGCAAAUAAUAUAAUGUAAAUAUGUAUGAAUUAGUUGUAAAAUGAAAGAUUUUGUUAUUUUUAUUACAAUUUAUAUUAAUUCAAAUAUUACAAAAAAAAAAGAAAAAUCGUUUAUUCACAAGCAUAGUAUCUGUGAAACUCGACAUAUGAAAAAUACACAUUUCAUUAAA
Messenger RNA from Bombyx mori (domestic silkworm), 2722 nucleotides. It is a transcript of the gene Ist1, whose product is annotated as IST1 homolog. The transcript has 7 exons. The coding region runs from base 746 to 1855 and encodes 369 amino acids. Gene Ontology annotation, biological process: protein transport. The record is from RefSeq and is a predicted model, not a curated record. Lineage: Eukaryota; Metazoa; Arthropoda; Insecta; Lepidoptera; Bombycidae.